Puccinia graminis f. sp. tritici CRL 75-36-700-3 is the source of this 600-nucleotide messenger RNA. RefSeq lists its product as uncharacterized. Gene Ontology annotation, molecular function: clathrin-cargo adaptor activity. Gene Ontology annotation, cellular component: intracellular membrane-bounded organelle; AP-2 adaptor complex. The transcript is spliced from 4 exons. The record is from RefSeq and is a predicted model, not a curated record. Gene Ontology annotation, biological process: protein transport; clathrin-dependent endocytosis. The coding region runs from base 1 to 600 and encodes 199 amino acids. NCBI's taxonomy places the organism in Eukaryota, Fungi, Basidiomycota, Pucciniomycetes, Pucciniales, Pucciniaceae.
AUGGAAGUGGGUCGAAGCUGGAGAUGCCCAACCACUCCAGCUGAUCGACCAUCAGAGAAAGAAGCCCACACACUCAACAUCGACCAUCCACCUAUCCCACCACGAACGAACAUCAUACAAACCCAACCAGAAGCUCCCGAUUCCUGGCCAACCCACCCCGAAGCCGAGAUGAUCCGGUUCAUCCUGGUCCAGAACCGACAAGGCAAGACCCGGCUAUCCAAAUGGUAUGUGCCCUUAGAGGACGAAGAAAAAGUCAAGGUCCGUGGCGAGGUGCAUCGGUUGGUGGCCACUCGAGACCAGAAAUACCAGAGCAACUUCGUCGAAUUCCGGACAUCAAAGGUGGUCUAUCGACGGUAUGCAGGGCUUUUCUUCUGCAUCUGCAUCGACUCGAACGACAACGAAUUGUCGUACCUGGAAGCGAUCCAUCUAUUCGUCGAAGUCUUGGAUGCGUUUUUCGGGAACGUGUGUGAGUUGGAUCUGGUCUUCCAGUUCCAUCGCGUCUAUUCCAUCUUGGAUGAAGUCUUCCUUGCCGGAGAGAUCGAAGAAACUUCGAAAUCGGUCAUCCUCGAACGGCUCGACUACCUCGAAAAACUCGAGUAA